This is a messenger RNA of Durio zibethinus, 1243 nucleotides long. RefSeq names its product tRNA (guanine(9)-N1)-methyltransferase-like. Gene Ontology annotation, molecular function: tRNA binding. Lineage: Eukaryota; Viridiplantae; Streptophyta; Magnoliopsida; Malvales; Malvaceae. The record is from RefSeq and is a predicted model, not a curated record. Gene Ontology annotation, biological process: tRNA N1-guanine methylation. Gene Ontology annotation, cellular component: nucleus.
CUCUCCGACCGAGUUAAACUCAACGAUGGAAGCAACAGCAAAUAUGCAAAACACCCGGGAAAACUCUGCCGAUCCUAAUCCCCAGCAUCUCUCGAAAAACGCCCAAAAGAAGCUCUUGAAGCAACAGAAAUUUGAGGCUAAGAAAGCAGAGAAGAAAGCUCUGAUGAAAGAGCAAAAACAGAGGGCUGCAGAGAGGAAGCGAAAAGAAUGGGAGGAGAAACUGGCUGGCCUAACCGAAGACGAGAGGCUGAAACUCAUAGAUUCAAGGAAAGAAGUGAGGAGAGAAAGAAUGGAGAAAAGAUCGGAGGAAAGAGGUGAGAAAAUCCAGAGACUGACAAAGGCCAAAGAGAAUGGCCAAAACAUUGUCGUCGAUCUUGAAUUCUCUCAUCUCAUGACUCACUCUGAGAUCCACAGCCUCGUUCAACAGAUUAUGUAUUGCUAUGCAGUGAAUGGAAGAUGUAGUUUUCCUGCUCACCUCUGGUUGACCGGAUGCCAUGGGGAAAUGGAAACUCAAUUGCAAAGGCUCCCUGGAUUUGAUAAAUGGAUUAUUGAGAAGGAAAAACAAUCCUAUAUCCAAGCGUUUUCUGAUCAGAAAGAUAACUUGGUGUACCUCACAGCAGAUUCUGAAACUGUGCUACAUGAACUUGAGCCCACCAAAGUUUAUAUUGUUGGCGGUUUGGUGGAUAGAAAUCGGUGGAAAGGUAUAACAAUGAAGAAAGCAGAGGAGCAGGGAAUUCAUACAGCAAAACUUCCAAUUGGAACUUAUAUGAAAAUGUCCUCUUCUCAGGUCCUUACUGUAAACCAAGUUGUAGAGAUAUUCCUCAAGUUCUUGGAGACAAGAGAUUGGCAAGCUUCCUUCUUUCAAGUAAUUCCUCAGAGGAAAAGGUUUGAAGCUGAUUCAGAAAACUGCCAAGAAGCGGAUUGGGAAAAGUGCAAGGAGGAAAAUGAGGAAUCUGAGAGGAAAAAGAAGUGCAUUGAAGUACUUUCUCAUGACUAGAAGAGCUUACAGAAUUUUUGCUUAUCCAUCUCCCAUUACAUGGAACGCCUGUACUAGUGGAAAAUCAUUACAUGAAAAUUGAUUGGUUUUGAAGUUUCAUUCUUUGCCUCCAUGUGCCUAUGGUGCUUCAUGCAUUCCAAACUUAAAUUGAACCUGUAGAAAAAUAGUCUUGUGGAUGCCCACGAUUUUGCUUAUUCUUGAAAAUUCAGUUCUACUGAGACCAUUAGCGUGAAAAGUCCCUCCUAG